CCGGGUGCACCCGGGUACGCAAACACAGCGAAGCCUAUGGUUUUCUUCCGAAUUGAUUUUUAGCCGGAAAUAGAAUUGACGUUGCAGUUAUCCUCAAUAUUUCACCAUGCAAUUCCCAUUCGACCGACGUGUCUGCAUCGAGAACAUCGCGUCACGUAACUCUCGGUCCGCACGUGUAAGAUGACCUAUCGUAGAUUAUAGUCCGUUCUCGGAGUCCGGCGCGUUUUCUUAUAUUGACAUUGCGCACGACUCCGACUUGCGGACGUGAGACGUCUCGUACAAUACCAGUUUCAAUUGUUGUGUUUAUUGCACCCGGCCCUAUCAGAGAUUGAGCGUUUAAUCGUUAUCUGCUUUCGGUGGUUCCUGAAUUCCUCUACUUACAAUCAGGCCUUCCAAUUCUUGUCCAACCUUUCUCGCCGUGACAUAAAUUUGAAAUUUUCAUGAAUUUCUUUAAUUCAACACCCCACCAAUUUGGUAUUCGCAUUUCAAUAGCCUGAUUGCGAGUCGCUUGACUUAUCACUCGGAGUGGACUGUGAAUCGGAGUUUAAAAAACACCUACGGAUUAGCUUUAAUUUCACAAAGCAAACACCGCGCUCAGUGCUCCCUCACUCUUCCUGGUGCAACAUUCGAUUUGUUUUUUACCGGUAAUAACAACAGAUAAGUUACUCCGACAAGGUGUGGAUAUACCUCGAGUGCUGUGUGAACAGCCGCUGCAGUCCGUUCUGCGUUAUCAGUCACCGAAUGGUUAUUGUACCGGACGCAUCUAUAUCGGUUACCUGCUAUGGAUAUUAAAAAAUUAUAACCAGAGCUCGAUCGCGUUUCGGGUCGUGUUUAAAAACAAAUAAAAAAAAAAAAUAUACAUAACAACGGAAAGAAUCUGGUUUUAAUCUUGUUUAGAUCAGUCGUCGAAUUAUCGUUCACAGUGCUUUUCCGGAAAGUAUAAACUCUUUCAUUUUACAAACACGAUAUGCAAGUGUUGUUUCAGGUGCUGAUUUUCAACACGUUUCAACGAUUUUCUCAAUAGAAUUUGAACGUAUUUCUAUACCUGUAAUCGUAAAUGACGAACGUGAUAUAUACACUGUAUAAUCGUAGUUUAAACAUACGAGUCGUGUGAAAAGAAACUAAACUAUGACCGCGUCCGUGUGUGAAUGGAAAAACAGUGCGUGACUGACAAGCUGUGCGCGUUUCUAAUAUCUAAUCCUCCUUUAACUAAAUUAGUAUUAUUCUGUAAUUAAUUUUUUAAUAAUGAAGAGCAGUGCGAACGGUUUUCGGUAUCAGCAGCUAAAAAACGACAGUUUGUGGGAUGUGGAAGAUGACGCUGAUUUUGAAAGCACGACGCAUCUGGUGCGGGUCCCUCGAAUACCAGAUGCUAACCACCGUACACCGAGCACGUCUAAAAUCAAAAUCACUAUUGAAGGGAUGAGCUGUCAGAGUUGUGUGAGAAAUAUCGAAGGAACUAUAGGUGCCCGAAACGACGUUGUAAAUAUUAGAGUGGUCCUAGAAGAGAAAGCAGGUUAUAUUGAAUACAAGAAUAAUGAAACUACAGCACAAGAAUUAGCAGAAGCAAUUGAAGACAUGGGCUUUGCCGCAUCUCUACCUUUACUAACAAACGAUACUGCAAGUGAGGAUAUUUUAAAACCUGCAAUAAGUACGUGCAGUAUACACAUUGACGGCAUGACUUGUGGGUCUUGCGUUAAAAGUAUAACAAGUGUAAUCUCAGAAAAGGUAGGAGUGAAAGAAAUCGAUGUCAGCCUAGACGCUAAAGAGGCAAAAGUAUCCUUCAGCAGUGGUGAUGUAACUGCUGAUCAAAUAGCAACUUAUAUUGAAGAGAUGGGGUUUGAUGCAUUUGUUAAGGAAGUUAAUGGACAAUUGAAAAAACCUCAUGCUGAUACUGGAACGAAUAAUAACUUGAAAAACGGAGACGUAAUUGUGCAAUUGAACGGCGGAGGUGACAUUGUAAUUGACGCUGUACAUUUAUCGAAAUGUUUUUUGCACAUCAAGGGAAUGACGUGCGCAUCUUGUGUUGCUGCCAUUGAAAAACACUGUAAAAAAUUGUAUGGGGUAGACAAUAUUUUAGUCGCCCUAUUAGCUGCAAAAGCUGAGGUCAAAUAUGACCCAGAAAAAAUAGCACCAGCUGAUAUUGCUUCCAGUAUCUCUGAUCUCGGCUUCCCAGCGUCUUUGAUCAAUGAACCCGGUUCUGGAGAAGGAGAAGUUGAGCUGAAGAUUGCAGGAAUGACGUGUGCCUCGUGUGUCAAUAAAAUAGAGUCUUCCGUGAAGAAGUUACCUGGUGUAAACUCUGCAGUGGUUGCGCUCACGACUCAACGUGGAAAGUUCAAAUAUGAUCCAGAGCAAACUGGUGUUAGAAACAUUGUCGAAAGUAUCAACAAAUUAGGUUUCACUGCUAGUUUAUUUAGCAAUAAAGACAAAGAAAAUAGAGGCUAUCUGGACCACAAGGAAGAGAUUCAGAAAUGGCGUGUUGCAUUUUUGAUAUCAUUGAUAUUUGGUGUGCCGUGCAUGAUAGCAAUGACGUACUUCAUGUUAGUUAUGUCUUUAGGUGAGAAAACUCACCACGAUAUGUGUUGCAUAAUACCCGGUCUUUCGUGGGAAAAUCUGAUUCUUUUUGUCUUCUCAACUCCCGUCCAGUUUUUUGGCGGCUGGCAUUUCUAUGUCCAAGCCUAUAGGGCACUCAAACACGGAUCCACUAACAUGGAUGUUCUCAUCUCGAUGACCACAACGAUAUCGUAUGUUUACUCAGUUGCCGUUCUAACUGCGGCGAUAGCAAUGCAGCAGCAAACUAGUCCGCAAACUUUCUUUGACACCCCACCAAUGUUGUUAGUGUUCAUUAGUUUAGGAAGAUGGUUGGAGCAUGUUGCUAAGGGAAAAACGUCUGAAGCCCUGUCCAAAUUAUUAUCUUUGAAAGCAACGGAAGCAACCCUCGUUACGUUAGGUGCCAAUAAUGAAAUACUUUCAGAGCGUUUAAUAAGUAUUGAUUUAGUGCAACGUGGGGAUACACUAAAGGUAGUUCAAGGUGCCAAAGUCCCAGUUGACGGUAAAGUUAUCUCAGGUCAUUCGACGUGCGAUGAAAGUUUAAUUACUGGUGAAAGCAUGCCAGUGCCAAAAAAGACUGGAUCUUCUGUUAUUGGAGGGUCAAUCAAUCAAAAUGGACCACUAAUAAUUACGGCCACUCACACCGGAGAGCACACGACUUUAGCACAGAUCGUUCGUUUGGUUGAAGAAGCUCAAACAAGCAAGGCACCUAUCCAACAAUUAGCUGAUAAAAUAGCCGGAUAUUUUGUACCUUUCGUUAUUGCUGUCUCAACAAUAACUUUGAUUGCUUGGACGGUUGUUGGCUACGUUGACAGAAGCAAAUUGCCAAUACCUGACGACGACUACAUAAAGAAAAACGGCGGGAACAGAGAGGAACUAAUUUUCCAGUACGCAUUUCGGUGCGCCUUAUCGGUGCUUGCCAUUGCGUGUCCUUGUGCCUUGGGUCUGGCCACACCAACUGCAGUAAUGGUUGGCACUGGAGUUGGAGCAUUAAAUGGUAUACUGAUCAAAGGAGCAGAGCCACUUGAAAAUGCACACAAAGUUAAGUGUAUUGUCUUUGAUAAGACUGGAACUGUCACACACGGUGUACCUAUCGUAACUAGAAUUGGCCUGUUUGUUGAUGACAAAGUUUGCUCCAUUGCCAAACUCCUCUCAAUAGUCGGAACUGCGGAAGUCAAUAGUGAACAUCCAAUUGCGUCAGCUAUUGAAAGGUACGUGAAACAAACAAUUGGAACGGAAGUGAACGGGCAGUGUACAAAUUUUCAAGCAGUCCCUGGAUGUGGUCUGAAGUGUAAAGUGUCUCAUCUUUCUGUCAUGAUGUCACAUGCCGUAAAGUCAGAGAAGGUUGUUAAUUACACAAACCAAGCCAGAAAUGCAACAACUGGGACAUUUAAUCUGAACGGCGUACCUGUGGACAUCGUGCUAUCAGCUGGUUCCGUUCAGGAAAGACAGAACUUGGAUUUACAAUUAUUAUUAAGUCCAGAUACUCACGGAGAUCAAACUGAUUCUAACGAUGUAUAUGAAGUUGCGAUAGGAAAUAGAGAAUGGAUGAAGAGGAAUGUAAUUAAUGUACCAACAGACGUUGACUUGAGAAUGUCCGAUGAAGAAGACUUAGGUCGCACUGCUGUUUUGGCGGCUGUAAACGGAACCUUAGUUGCUAUGAUCAGCGUGGCUGAUACUGUGAAGUCUGAAGCACAUUUAACAGUCUAUACAUUAAAAAAAAUGGGACUUGAAGUUAUUCUGUUGACUGGUGAUAACAGAAAAACUGCCGCAUCUAUAGCUAGGCAGGUUGGUAUCAGUAGAGUUUUUGCAGAAGUAUUACCGUCACACAAAGUGGCAAAAAUUCAACGAUUGCAAGAACAAGGAUUAAGAGUAGCAAUGGUUGGUGACGGUGUAAAUGAUAGUCCAGCUCUUGCCCAAUCGGAUGUUGGUAUUGCGAUCUCAUCCGGAACUGAUGUUGCUGUAGAGGCAGCUGAUGUUGUAUUGAUGAGAAAUGAUUUACUCGACGUUAUUGCUUGCCUGGAUCUCUCACGAAAAACUGUUCGCAGAAUACGAUUAAACUUUUUAUUUGCUAGUAUAUAUAAUUUGUUGGGUAUUCCAAUUGCGGCUGGAAUGUUCAGUCCUCUAGGAUUUACUCUGCAACCCUGGAUGGCUUCAGCAGCUAUGGCACUGAGUUCAGUAUCCGUUGUUGGAAGCUCGCUCAUGCUGAAAUUAUAUCGUAAACCAACGAGACCAGAAUUGGAAACGUCGGAAUAUAUUUCGGCAAUGCAAGCUUACUUUGCUGCCAGAAGUAUGGACCUGGACACAAUAUCUAUACAUCGUGGUGGAGACGACGAAACAAUACCCGCAUUACUGAGAUCAUCUUCCACAUUAUCAAGGUUGUUCGGAAGGCCAAAAAAUACAGAGGGUAGACUUCUCGGGGAUGACAGCGAAGAUGUUGAUUUCGCCAUAGAUUUUGCUGGCAAUAAGAAAGACAAAAAAAAUUCAACAGAAAUGACUCCGUUAUAAACGAGGUAAAUGUUGUUGCUGUGAAGCUUGUGCUAACGUGACCAUAAUUUUAUUCAAUAUUUAUUCUCGAGUUGAACAAACAUACAAUUUUUUAUGAAAAAACUAACAUGCAUAACUUUUUAUAGCCCUAUAUCAAUGAUCUGAUCGUCAGCUGAUAAAAGCAGUAGCUAUAUGUGAUCAUGGUAUGUCUAGUUAUUACUACCAUUCGGACUCAUUUUAAGUAAUGUAAAAAUUUGAACACUUGAAUGAUUGGAUAAACUCAUGACUGUAACUAGCUAGAAACAAAUUGUGACGAAAUAUGUGCAAUCCCUAUCGAUAGCUGGAAAUGAGGGACCCAGUGCGAAUUAAGUGUGGAUAAGAAUUUUUGUAUGAAAGACAUUUUUUGGGGAGCACACUUUAAGUGUUGUUACAAAAAUAUUGUAAGACCUCUUUUGCUAAUUUUGUUCACUUGACGAAAACAUAUUACUUAGUACUUAAUUAAUUUUUGAGUGGUGAUAGACAGUAACAACAUUAAAACAACAUAGAUAUCCUGACUAAUAAUGAUUGGAUGAAAUAAGAUGCGUGGCCACAUUCACAAUGCUUAAACAAAAGCUUGGUGACACAAAGUGCAAAAUCCAGGCAUUAGGGGAAUGGAAUGAGGUGUGUUUUACACUGCAUCAUAGCAUGUUAUCUUGUAGCAAGACUGCAUUUAGCACACACGAUCUUUUGUAAUUAUGUAAAUAUUUAAAUAUUUUGUAUAAAUAUUGACUGCCAUAAUUUAGUCGGGAUAUUAUUUUAUCAAUUGUAAAAAAUGACGCACAUGAAUUAUCAGAGAAAUACUUUAAAAUUGAAUAGGAUAUUUUUGGCAUAAAGCAGCAAUAGCAGUUUUCUUACUUGAUUAACGACUGUUUUUAAUUGAAUCACUUUUCUGUACACAUGUUUCCAUUAUUUUGCGACUCAUUCUAUCUUGACUGCCAAAAAUUUGAAGUUUUAUCUUUUAAAUCAUUACCAAGUAUUAAAAUAAUGUUAAAAUUUAAUGAUGUCUUACGAUUAACUAUCCAAUACUGUAAAAAAUUGUCCAUGAAAAAGUAUCUAUUGACAAAGUGUAAUAAUUUUCAGUUCUAAUUAUUCACAUCAUUCACAAUAUCUCACGUAUUGUUUUUCAUAGUUCAUGUAAAUUAUUAUUAUUACUGAAUUCUAUUAUAGUUCUGACUCGUUUCACCAGAAACCCCCAGUCAGUGACCUGGUCUAGUAUUAAGUGCCCUGACCAAAUUAAGCAUCAAUUAAAUCAAACUUUCCAAGUCAAGUUUAUGACUGUAGAUUUUCAAUUACACUUUUUUGCUAUAUACCACUUUGUUAUUUUUUAGGUAAAGCUCAUCUCAUAGAUUAUUGGAUGAAAUUUUAGAUUUUAACUGAUUACUUGCCAAAACUUUAGAGUCUAUCAUCGACCUGUGACAAUAAAAUUGUUCUAAGGUAUUGUUUUUUUUUUCAUUGUUUAACUUCAUUGUACUUUUUAGUUACUGUACCAUUUCAGAAUCCGAAAUAUUCAAAUUCACAGAUUACUGACAAUGGAUUUGCUGUCUGUUUAUAUUCAAUGUUGACCAUUGGGUAUUUUUAAGUCAUUACAGUAUCUGUACCUCCAAAUAUUUUAUAAAAAAAUAAUUUUUUAUUGACAAUAAAAAGAAGUAUUUUUA
This is a messenger RNA of Neodiprion virginianus, 6728 nucleotides long. It is a transcript of the gene ATP7, whose product is annotated as copper-transporting ATPase 1. Gene Ontology annotation, cellular component: perinuclear region of cytoplasm; membrane; trans-Golgi network. Gene Ontology annotation, molecular function: ATP binding; ATP hydrolysis activity; copper ion binding. Gene Ontology annotation, biological process: copper ion homeostasis; monoatomic cation transport. The transcript is spliced from 13 exons. The coding region runs from base 1246 to 5055 and encodes 1269 amino acids. Lineage: Eukaryota; Metazoa; Arthropoda; Insecta; Hymenoptera; Diprionidae. The record is from RefSeq and is a predicted model, not a curated record.